Molecule: messenger RNA, 1960 nt
Organism: Schizophyllum commune H4-8
Lineage: Eukaryota; Fungi; Basidiomycota; Agaricomycetes; Agaricales; Schizophyllaceae
Product: MFS general substrate transporter
Exons: 18
Coding region: 153-1721 (522 amino acids)
Biological process (GO): transmembrane transport
Cellular component (GO): membrane
Molecular function (GO): transmembrane transporter activity
Source: RefSeq, a predicted model, not a curated record
GUGAUGGACGCCAUGAAGGCUUGCUGCUCUCCACAGUCCUGGGCCUGACGCUAAGUACGCGGAUGCACAAAUUCCAAUUGCCCAGGAUCAGCCCGCGCCUCCAGCUGUAGAUAAACCCACCGCGGCACCAGGACACCUCUGCGUCCCCCGCCAUGGCUGCAGACUCCCCAGCCCGCUCGGACUCGUCGUCCCUCGACGAGAAGAUGUCCAAAUCCGACGUGAACGGCAUCGCGGACGAGGCCCUCAACAGCGAGAAGCACGUCGCAGAGGACACGGCCGAAGCGACCACCCAGUACACCGAGGAACAGUACGCAGCACUGGUCCGACGGUUCGAUCGGUUCCUGCUCCCCAUAAUGUGGAUAUGUUACGGCGUACAGCAAGCGGACAAGACGGGACUGUCUACUCAGGCUACCUUCGGCAUCAAGGAGGAUACGCAUCUCCGUGGCCAGCAAUACUCCUGGUUGUCGACGAUCUUUUACAUCUCGUACCUAUGCUGCGAAUUCCCCUCCAACUGGGUCAUGCAACGUAUCAAUAUCGGCCGCACGCUGUCCGUCCUCAUGCUGAUAUGGGGUGUCAUCGUUCUCUGCACGGCUUUCGCAGAGAACUGGGCCCACCUCAUGGUCCUGCGAACGCUCCAAGGCGCCGCUGAGUGCACCAUUUCACCCGCUUUUCUCCUCAUCGUGGGUGCUUUCUACACACGGCGUGAACACACCCUCCGCGCCCUCAUUUGGGGCACCGCAAACGCCGGGUUCGGCAUCAUCACUGACUUAUGCAUGUAUUUUAUCGCCAAGCAUGCGCAGGAGGCAGGCGGCCUGGCCCCGUGGAAGGCCAUCUCGUUCUUCCUCGGUGGCAUGACUAUCGUGCUCUCCUUCUUCGCGUUCUUCCUGCUCGGCACGCCCCGCGAGGUCCUAUGGCUCUCGCCGGAGCAGAAGCGGAUGGCUGCUGCGCGAGUUGCCGCAAAUAAGACGGGGAGCGAUAGGCUCAAGAGGUACUGGAAUACAUCUCAGGCAUUGAGUGUGUUCCGCGACCCGCAGACUAUUUUCUUUUUCGUUGUGAACUUCGUCAACAACCUGCCGAACGGCGGGACGACAAGUUUUGGAAACCUAGUCUACGUCUCCUUUGGCUUCUCGAACCUCGAGGUCCUUGUCAAAGGCAACAUCCCUCGCAGCGCAUUCUCCAUCGUAUUCUUCCUCUUCGUCGGCUGGGUAAACCUCAAAUGGACCGGUCUUCGCUUCUGGAUUAUGAUGGCCAGCGUCGUUCCUUCUCUGGUCGGCAUGUUGGCGACGGCACUGCUACCCGACGAUCCCUCCAUCCGCUGGACCAAGUGGGGCAUGUACUUUAUGACCGUAACGGGUAAUGUCUCUGGUCCCUUGAUGUGGACGAUGGUGCCGUCCAACGUCGCCGGCCGGACGAAGAAGACUGUCAUGAGCUCGAUCAUGUUCGUCGCGUACUGCGUGGGUAAUGCCAUCGGCGCGCAAAUCUUCCGCGCGGAGGACGCGCCGCGAUAUGUGCCCGCUAUCAUCUCGUGUGGCGUGCUCUACUGCGUUCAGUUUGUGCUCAUGUUCCUCUGGCGCUCCUACUACGUCUGGGAGAAUCGCCGUCGGGACAGGGCGGCCGAGGCUGCUGGAAUUUCCCCGGAGGAACGCGAGCGUUUGGGAAUGAUCAAUGCGGAGAACGAUAUGACGGAUGUGGAGAACGUUCACUUCCGCUAUGCGGUGUGAGGAGAGGGCCUGUGGCCGUUGCUGUUGACUAUAAUGUGCUCGAGACCCCGAUCGACGAGGGUGUGCUUCGUCGUUGUAUCAGUAGAGGAUCUGACCUGGCUUUCUUGCUUUCUUGGUAGUUGUCGAUGUCGUGGAUUAUAUACCUUACUCACUAAUGUCCAUUCACUGAAUACAUACACUUUACUUACGGCUGUCUACUAGAUGAUGUCCUAUUCAAUGCAAUCCUCCAUGCGACCUGC